CUCGGUGACCCAGCGGCCAUGCCCUGCGCCCUGGAGAGGAGCGGGAGCGCGGGCCAGCGGGGUGGGACGGCCCGGCCGUCCCGGCGGCGCAGAUUGGCUGGGGGUUGGACAGCCCCGGCGUGCUGGCGGGACUGCGCCCCCGGGGGACGGCGCGGCGCUCUGGGAAGCCAGGGAGCCCCACCGUUCCCGCUCUAGCACGUACUCUUCCUCCCACCCCCAGUCCCCGAGGAGGGGAACUGGCAUGGCUAUAAUGCAGAGAGAAUCAUUUUUAUUUCUGCCACUUGGGAUUUUUGCAGCCCUUGGAAGAGACCUUUGGUGUCAGAAGAGUGACUGCCAGAACUGAAACCCCUGGUUUCCAAUUCUCUGGUCUCCUGCUCUUUCCAUGAUGGCUAUUUGACUGGAGGAAUUUAAACUUCAGUUCCCUGCAAGCUCUGCAGAAUCCUUGAGGCUAUCAUUUGCAAACCACUGAAUGCAGUAACUGUGUGUGGGAAGCCUGCAUACAUCGUCUGUGUGGAUUACAGAUGGUUCUGCAGACUCAGCAAAGCAUUUGGAUCCAUGGACAGCUUGAAUGGAAUUAGAAUCAUGUAUCAGCCUGCACCAGGGAAAUAAUUCCCACUGGAUGGAAACUUCUCACAGGGAGACCAGACCUGAAAGCUGGCUUCUGCUGCUUUUACAGCAAAUCACAAGAUCAUAGAUUGUAAAACUGGAAGGGAUCCAAGAGACCACCUAGUCCUCCCCUUUCAUUUUAUGAAGAGGAAACUAAAGCAUAGAAAAGUGAAAUAAUGACCAAGAUCACAUAGCCUAAGUACAAUGCUCUUUCUACUGUGCUAUAUUAUCUGUUCUAGAAACCACCUCAAUAAAGCCACAUAUUGUUCGGCAGAUCAAAGAAACUGGCAUUAUUUAGGGUCAUGCUCAUGGUCUGCCCAGCUCCCAGUGUGAACACGAGACCUUGAUUUGCUAUCACCAGCAGCUUUUGAAUGAGUUGUCCUGUGAUGCCUUAUGUCAAAAGUAGUAUCACAGAUGGAACCAAAACAUUUAUAAAGGGGUUUUUCCAGCACAGCCCCUCCAAGGCAUGAAACCGGAGAAACCUGCACCAUUCACCUCAUUAUCGGAUUAGCAGCAUCAAAAAAUAUGUAUUAAACACUUUUGUCCACUCCUGCACCUGAUAGCUCAUCAGAUGGGAAUGGAUGACUUUAAGCCCGUAGGCGGUUGUUUUGCUGUGAAACAAAGGACGCCAAAGCAAAACUUGGGUUGGUUGAAUCCAUGGAUGCAGAACCUAUGGAUACGGAGGGCCAACUGUAUGAGCUUUGGGGCAUAACAGCUUCUUCGGGUCUUCAUUUUCAUUUGUGGAGCUACCAGAGUGGAGAGCUGAAGUGCAAGCCUGCGAGAGCUGUAGUGUGGCCUGAGACCAGGAAAGCUAUAGGAGCAGAGCUGCCCAAGGACUUAGGGACCCAGCCCCUGAACCAGCAUGCAGAGGACAUGGAACAUGAUGUCGAGCUGGCCAUUGUAGGGAUCUGAAUCCUUGACCUUGGUGUUACCAACACCCUGCUCUAACCAACUGAGCUAACCAGCCAGACCCCUGAAUGCAUCUGAAAACCUUGAUUGGCAUACCACAAUUAGUCUUCAACUGUGUUCUGUCUUGAAUUUUUACUUGUUUCACACAUACUUUUCUUCUCUUUCCAGUGGAUUAUAAAUCUGUUAGAGGCAGGGUCCAUUUCUUAUACUUGACUAUCCCCUAGAACUGAGCAUCCUGCUGAGGGGAAACUAAUGUUGAUUGGUCUGAGUAAGGAGGCUGGGGCAGCUUGCUUCUGUAAAACAGCUCUGAAAACACGGCUACCAGCCAGGAGGGGAGAAGCCACCAGCUUGCCCUUCUCCCAGGCGGUUGCCAUUUCACACUCUGAGCUCAUGUUCGCAUCAAAAAAGCAUUUUCUGAUUUCUCUUUUGGAGCAAUCAUUCCUUUGCAAGUUAUUUUUGGAAAUGUCUUCUGUCCCUACCUGUCUGAAAGCUACUUGCGUGCAGGAUCUACUGUUGAAGCAUUUUUGUAUAUCUCCUCCCACCCUCCCAAAGUACCUGGCACGGGGCUUAGUGGGUGGAGGAAAGGCCCAAGCAAGUGCCCGAAUAACCCUAACUCCUGCCUGCCUCGUCGCAGAAAGUGGGGUGCAUCCAUUCAGCCCGGGUGGGACAGCGCGGCCUCACCUAUAAACCUCGCUGCUUUGGCCUCGGCUGAAGCCGGAGCACGAGGGCUCUAAACCCCGCUGGCCGCUGGCUGCACACACUCGGGCUCAUCACUGCCCCAAGGCUGCUCGCUAGGCGGACACUCAACGGGUUGGGAAAGUCAUAGUUAAAAGCAGCGAGUUCUAACCCCUCUCCAUAAAGAAGCACGGAUUCCACAGAGCAGAAGUAGUUACUGGACACCGAUGGCACAGUUGAUGGGCCACAAGGCCCAGCUUUCAACGCAGAGGCUUCUCAAUCCUCCCUCCAUGAUCUCGGCAUAGGGCAUAGUACCCCCUUUGCACGGAGGACGCGAUGGCUCCCAGGAAACGCCCAGAAACUCGGAAGACCCUCGAGGUUGUGCUUCGCUCCAGGAACAAGAGGAGCCGAAGUCCCCGGGAACUGGAGCCCGAGGCCAAGAAGCUCUGUGUGAAGGGCUCCGGUUCUAGCAGAAAAUCUGACUCAAACUGCCUUUGGGAGGGGUUGGCUAGCCGGCGGGUCCCGCCAUCAUGCUGCAGCAUCAUCAGAGCCCUCCACCAGCAUAAGUUGGGCAAAGGUGCAUGGCCAUCUCUACAGCAGGGUCUCCAGCAGUCCUUUGUGCACUCUCUGGAGACUUACCGGAUAUUCCAAAAGGCCGCGCCCUUUGACAGGAGGGCUACGUCCUUGGCAUGGCACCCGACUCACCCCACUACCCUGGCUGUGGGUUCCAAAGGGGGAGAUAUCUUGCUCUGGAACUUUGGCAUAAAGGACAAACCCACCUUCAUUAAAGGGAUUGGAGCUGGAGGGAGCAUCACUGGGAUGAAGUUUAACCCUCUUAAUACCGACCAGUUUUUCGCCUCCUCAAUGGAGGGAACGACUAGGCUGCAGGACUUUAAAGGCAACACUCUCCGAGUUUUUACCACCUCGGACACCUGCAACAUCUGGUUUUGCAGCCUGGAUGUUUCCGACAAAAGCCGAGUGGUGGUCACAGGCGACAAUGUGGGGAAUGUGGUCCUGCUGAACAUGGAUGGCAAGGAGCUUUGGAAUCUCAGAAUGCACAAAAAGAAAGUGACUCAUGUGGCCCUGAACCCAUGCUGUGAUUGGUUCCUGGCCACAGCCUCCGUAGAUCAAACAGUGAAAAUCUGGGACCUGCGCCAGGUUAGAGGGAAAGCCAGCUUCCUCUACUCGCUGCCGCACAGGCAUCCUGUCAACGCAGCUUGUUUCAGUCCGGAUGGAGCCCGGCUUCUGACCACUGACCAGAAGAGUGAGAUCCGGGUUUACUCUGCCUCCCAGUGGGACUGCCCCCUGGGCCUGAUCCCGCACCCUCACCGUCACUUCCAGCAUCUCACGCCCAUCAAGGCAACUUGGCAUCCUCGGUACAACCUCAUUGUCGUGGGCCGAUACCCAGAUCCUAAUUUCAAAAGCUGUACCCCCUAUGAGUUAAGGACGGUUGAUGUGUUUGAUGGAAACUCAGGGAAGAUGAUGUGUCAGCUCUAUGACCCAGAAUCUUCUGGUAUCAUUUCGCUCAAUGAGUUCAAUCCCAUGGGGGACACGCUGGCCUCUGCAAUGGGUUACCACAUUCUUAUUUGGAGCCAAGAUGAAGCUGGGACACGGAAAUGAGGCACACUAAAGAAGGUGUGGGCCAAGCAAGGGGCUUGGAGCCCACCAACGGGUACACGUCCUGGGAAAAGAGGCAGUUGUUUGUUAAAGGGCCAAAGUAUCCAAGUCUUAGGGUUGGAGCAGGGGCACUGUAGAUGGGGCUGGGACUGGGACACUGGCAUGUUACUGCUCUGGUCUUAGCUCCAGAAACUUCUCCAGAGUUGGCGACCCAGCUGCCCCAAGGGUCUCUGCUGUAUCUAGCCUGGAGCCAAGCUUAGCCUGGAACCAAGGUGCUUUUCUCCUCUCUCACGUGUGGUGGCAGAGUGCUCAGGUGGUAUGUUUGACUUAUGCUCACUAUUGACAUGGCCAAUAAAACCAUACCCAACUGA
This is a messenger RNA of Cynocephalus volans (Philippine flying lemur), 4178 nucleotides long. It is a transcript of the gene DDB2, whose product is annotated as damage specific DNA binding protein 2. The record is from RefSeq and is a predicted model, not a curated record. The coding region runs from base 2527 to 3810 and encodes 427 amino acids. Gene Ontology annotation, cellular component: nucleus; Cul4-RING E3 ubiquitin ligase complex. The transcript has 15 exons. Gene Ontology annotation, biological process: response to UV; DNA repair. Gene Ontology annotation, molecular function: protein binding; damaged DNA binding. Lineage: Eukaryota; Metazoa; Chordata; Mammalia; Dermoptera; Cynocephalidae.